Molecule: messenger RNA, 1560 nt
Organism: Myxocyprinus asiaticus (Chinese sucker)
Lineage: Eukaryota; Metazoa; Chordata; Actinopteri; Cypriniformes; Catostomidae
Product: inhibitor of growth protein 2-like
Exons: 2
Coding region: 170-1012 (280 amino acids)
Biological process (GO): positive regulation of DNA-templated transcription
Cellular component (GO): nucleus
Source: RefSeq, a predicted model, not a curated record
UUUGUUUGAAGGAGUUAUCGUAGCCAAAGACUGGACCGAAUUUCCCCGGAAAGAGUGGCUCACCAAAAAGGUUUCAAACUAAUAUAAUAUUUUAUAGACCCAUAUGAGAGAAAGCCACUUGUUUAAAGCAUUUAAAAGGCGCGUAGCUGCUUGAUGCAUUACCAUCAACAUGUUAGGGCAUUAUCCAAACGUGGAAAAAGCGCAGCUUGUCAGCUACGUGGAGGAUUAUUUGGAAUGUGUUGAAUCACUGCCUUUGGAUAUUCAGAGGAAUGUUUCGUUGUUACGAGAGAUCGACACGAAAUAUCAAGAAGUCCUCAAGGAGGUGGAUGAGAUUUAUGAAAAGUACAAAAAGGAGACUGACAGUGGGCAGCGCAAGCGGCUGCAGAUUCAGUUGCAGCGAGCUCUUAUCAGCAGCCAGGAGCUUGGAGAUGAGAAAAUCCAUGUGGUCACACAGAUGAUGGAGGUGGUAGAGAACCGCUCGCGUCAGAUUGAGGCUCACUCACCUUGCUUCUUAGAGCCAGGAGAGACAGAGCGACCUGCAGAGAAGGUGAAACAUGAUCCUGGAAGCACCUCUGCAAAUGUUUUGCCCGAGCGCUCUUCGACACGGCGACCCAGACGUCAGCGCAAUAGUGAGAGCCGUGACACUUGUCACGGUGCCAACGGUGCCCUGGAGAACCUGGGUGAGGAGCCUCCACAACAGCCCAGAGAGAAAAAGUCCAAGUCGGCCAAGAAGAAGAAGCGCUCCAAGGCCAAGCAAGAGCGAGAAGCAUCACCAGUGGAGUUCACCAUCGAUCCCAACGAGCCCACCUACUGCCUCUGUGAACAGGUGUCCUAUGGGGAGAUGAUUGGCUGCGACAAUGAGCAAUGUCCUAUUGAGUGGUUCCACUUUUCCUGUGUUGGACUCACCUACAAACCCAAGGGUAAAUGGUAUUGCCCCAAAUGCAGGGGCGACAGUGAAAAAACUAUGGAAAAAAGUGCAGAUAGGGCCAAGAAGGAUAGGCGGUCCAGGUAGUGCCUUACAGAAGAUGUGCUAUGAGAAUAUUGGAGAUAGUUUAAGUGAAAAUAUGCCUGUAUGGAGAUUGGCAAUUUUUGUGUUUAACUUAUGUUAAAAGGUUCUCCUCGUGCACUUAGCCUGAAAAGUUUCCAAACAGGUGCUGUUGUUGCAAAGCAUUAGGAUGGAUGGUUAAAAAGACCAACAGUUUUCAUUAACCCCGGAAAUACCGAUGUUUAAGAUACUGCCACACGUGUCCCUAAGACUAUGAAGAGUUCUUUUCUAAACUUUUUUCCUAUUAUUUGUUGGUUUCAGACAGUAAGCCUCGAGAGUUUAUAUUUUGGAGGCAAAAUGCACAGGGUUUGAUGAACAUUAUGUCCACACCUUCCUUUUGCAUUUCUGAUUCUUUCAUUCCACAUUUUAGCAAAUGUAAAUGAAAACAUGCCUCCGAAAUGUCUUCCAGUGAGAGAAAUAAUUCAUUUUCUUUGUUACAAUCUUGGAGUGAUGUUUUUGUUAAAAAUUAUUUUGAAGUUUCUUCUAUUUAAAUAAAUCAGUGCUUGUUAUGUCUU